Lacerta agilis (Sand lizard) is the source of this 1196-nucleotide messenger RNA. It is a transcript of the gene RWDD3, whose product is annotated as RWD domain containing 3. Gene Ontology annotation, biological process: positive regulation of hypoxia-inducible factor-1alpha signaling pathway; positive regulation of protein sumoylation. Gene Ontology annotation, molecular function: protein binding. The record is from RefSeq and is a predicted model, not a curated record. Bases 53 to 856 code for a protein of 267 amino acids. The transcript has 4 exons. NCBI's taxonomy places the organism in Eukaryota, Metazoa, Chordata, Lepidosauria, Squamata, Lacertidae.
AAGCCCGUCCCCGUUUUCAAUCCGGGCGGAAGGGGCGGCGCGUCUCUCUGCCAUGUCGGACUUGGCUUUAGAGGAGCUCUCUGCGAUUGCCGCGAUUUACUGCGGGGAAAAUGAAUGCGAAGUGCUGGAGGUGUCAGAGACGGAAGGAAUCUCGUUUAGGAUUCAGACCAGCGCAAAAGGACCUUUGGGCGCAGAUAUAUUGCUGAAGCUGUUGUUUCAUUUGCCGAUUGGUUACCCAUCAAGCCUGCCAAAUAUCUCUGUUAGCUCUGAGCAGCUUACAAGGACGCAGUGUGCGGCUGUGAAAGGGAGAUUACUCGAGGAAGCAAAGAGGCAUUUUUCACAGCCCAUGGUACACGAGCUGAUUCUCUGGAUACAGCAGAAUCUUAAGCAUACUGUCAAGCAAGCUGAAACUUCAGUCUGCAGUGGGGAAAGUACUCUAUCAACAGACGGACCUGAGGAGGAUGGUGUCUGGAUUGCCCUUCUGCGUUUAGAUCAUAUGAGAGCUAAGGGAAAAUAUGUCAAAACAGUGGAAAAAUGGUGUGCAGAUCUAAAGCUGACUGGAAGACUGAUGUUCAUGGGCAAGAUGAUUCUGAUUCUUCUUCAAGGAGACAGAGGGAGCAUUAAGGAAUAUCUUCUUCUUCAGAAAACCAGCAAGGUGGAUGUGGAUUCAAGCGGAAAGAAGUGUAAAGAGAAAAUGAUUAGCGUUCUUUCAGAAACAAAAGCCCAGGCAGCACACAUAAGGUUUCAGGCAUUUGAAGUCAAAGAGUACUCAACGCUGGGUGAGCUGCAAAAUGAAUUCAAGGCUGCGGGCCUGGCAGAACUGUUCAGUGAGUUUGUGCUGGCUCGCUUGAAGUAAUUCUGAAGCAGGCACAUGUGGCUGAGACUAAAACUGUCAUUAAACGUAUCAAAUGGAUGCCGAGAGAAGGUAAAAUGAAAGGUUUGGUGGAGGACAGCUCUGAAGUGUCUCUUGCAAAAUGUCAGGAAAAAGCUGUCUCCUUGGGAAGUUCUCCUCACGCUCAGAACGGAUGAUGUUUUUGAUUGUGACAACUCUUUGGUGGAACACUUUGCGUAUUAAUGAUAUUUAAGAACUGUAGGUCAGAUGGGAAGCAUGGGCUGCACAGAAAUAACCCUUAUUCUUUGGGAUCAGGGUGGAUUGUUCCUCCUUUCUCCUAUAAUUAAAUGAUCUUUUAAAAUAA